This is a messenger RNA of Lactuca saligna, 899 nucleotides long. NCBI's taxonomy places the organism in Eukaryota, Viridiplantae, Streptophyta, Magnoliopsida, Asterales, Asteraceae. The record is from the annotation of a GenBank genome assembly.
CUACUAUUUUUGGGAGACUAAGAAGUUAUCCGAUUAAAGUAGAACUAGAUAGGCGCUUAUAAAUACAUAUUUCAUUUCCAUGCUGUGGUGAAUUCAUACAUCAUAAUCAUUCUCAUCUUUUCUGAAUCUUCUUCGUUUGGAUUUCAAAUAUGGUGAUGAGUAAUGAGAGGAUACGGACGAUUGUUGGACUCAUUGGGAAUGUCAUCUCUUUCGGCCUGUUUAUCUCUCCCUCGCCUACGAUAUGGAGAAUCUUUAAGAACAAAACAGUAGAAGAAUUCUCACCAGACCCUUACAUAGCUUGUGUAAUGAACUGUUUGCUAUGGAUCUUCUAUGGCUUACCUAUCAAUCAUCCAGAUAGCACUCUUGUAAUCACCAUUAACGCUACUGGUUUAGUGUUGGAGCUCAUCUAUCUAAGCUCAUUCAUCAUUUAUGGUAAAAGUGCACAUAGGAAAAAGAUCUUUAGCUGGUUAGCUGCGGAGCUUGUUGUUCUUGGUGCAAUUGCAGGUUUUGAUUUGGGAUUCUUUCAUACUCAUGAUAAGAGAUCAACCUUCGUUGGGAUUUUUUGUGUGGUGUUUGGUAUCCUUAUGUACACUUCCCCUCUAACUAUCAUGUGGAAAGUAAUAACAACAAAGAGUGUCGAAUACAUGCCUUUCUAUCUUUCAUUAGCUGCGUUCUUGAACGGUUGUUGCUGGACGACUUAUGCUCUUCUCAAAUGGGAUUGGUUCAUUCUGAUUGCGAAUGGUACUGGGGCUCUUUCUGGGUUUGCACAACUUAUUUUAUAUGCAUGUUUCUACCGAACAACUCCGAAGAAGAAUAGCAAAAGGCCGGAGUCUGAAAUUUUUGAAGGUUUGCAAACGAUGCCUCCAAUUAUGUCUAUUUUGAUUUUCAAGGAGCUUUGA